UCAAAUUCUUCAACUAAAGAAAAGUCUUUGGAAUCGUCUUAUGCAGUAACUAUCAAAGCUGGAGAAAAAAUGGAUUCUUUGGAAUCACAAGCUUGAGGUAAAAUAGAGAAACAAUGUGUGUGUGUGUGUGCGCGCGUCUCUCCCUCUCUCUCUCUGGCAAGUUUGGAAUACCGAGCAGGUAAGGUCCCUGAUUGAUUUGCUGGGAUUUUGGUUGUGCAAGUUUUCGUGAUAUCCCAAUUUCGCGCUGUUACGGAAAUGGUGGUUGGACUGAUUGUCCACUCUUAAUUACUGAGGUAUGCUGAGUGUUUGAGCAAUUGGGUGCGGUCAAGUAUUGAUUUUUGAGGGCUUGAUGCAUCUAGUUUGGAUGAAGAAAUGGUUGCAGACUCUGUCGUGGUGUCCUGAUCUGUGGGAAGUCUGAGUUUUGCCUGCCUAUUGUUAGUCAACGGUUGGUCCAUCUCUCUGCCUCUCUGCAGUUAUCUUGUCUGUUGAUGGGUGAAGGAGGAGAGGGAAUGGUGAGUGAUGCGAAGAACCCCGCAAAAGAAAGCAGUCCCAAACUGACCCUGUUCCCUCUAAUUGCGCUAAUCUUCUACGAGGUCUCGGGUGGCCCGUUCGGCAUAGAGGACUCCGUCCGGGCAGGAGGCGGCCCUCUCUUGGCCCUGCUCGGUUUUCUCAUCUUCCCCUUGUUCUGGUGCAUCCCUGAGGCUCUGAUAACAGCUGAACUCUCCACGACUUUCCCCGAUAAUGGAGGAUAUGUCCUGUGGAUAUCUUCAGCCUUUGGGCCUUUCUGGGGCUUCCAGGAGGGACUCUGGAAGUGGCUAAGUGGAGUCAUCGAUAAUGCCCUCUACCCCGUUUUAUUCCUCGAUUACUUGAAGCAUUCAUUCCCGAUAUUUAACCUCCUAGCGGCUCGAAUCCCGGCUCUUUUGGGCAUCACAGCCUCACUUACUUUCUUGAACUACCGGGGCCUGCACAUUGUCGGGUUUUCUGCAGUUUCCCUGGCGGUCUUCUCACUUGCGCCAUUCCUCGUGAUGGGAAUCCUCGCAAUUCCUCGGAUUAGGCCCCAAAAAUGGUUCCUAGUAGAUUUUAAGAGGGUUGAUUGGAGGGGAUAUUUCAAUAGCAUGUUUUGGAAUUUGAACUACUGGGACAAGGCGAGUACAUUAGCAGGGGAGGUCGAGAACCCAAGCAAGACAUUUCCGAAGGCCUUGUUUGGUGCAGUGGUGCUGGUGGUAGGCUCGUACUUGGUCCCGCUCCUAGCAGGCACAGGAACCCUGGAUUCACCAUCCGAGGAGUGGAGUGAUGGAUACUUUGCAGAGGUUGGCUUCUUGAUUGGAGGGUUGUGGCUUAAAUGGUGGAUCCAAGUGGCUGCUGCCUCAUCGAACAUGGGACUAUUUGAGGCUGAGAUGAGUGGGGAUGCGUUCCAACUGCUCGGGAUGAGCGAAAUGGGAAUGCUUCCUAGCAUUUUCUCCUCAAGGUCAAAGUAUGGAACCCCAACAAUAAGCAUACUGUGCUCCGCAACCGGAGUUAUCUGCCUCUCAUGGAUGACUUUUCAGGAGAUUAUCGAGUUCCUCAACUUCCUCUACUCCAUAGGAAUGAUUCUCGAGUUCGCAGCGUUCGUAAGGCUCCGAGUGAAGAAACCCGACCUUCACAGACCAUACAGAGUCCCCGUAGGGACGAUCGGGGCAACAGCUCUCUGCCUCCCUCCAACGUUGCUCCUUGUGCUUGUCAUGUGUUUGGCUUCUGCAAAGACAUUCGUAGUGAGCGGAGUGGUCAUUGUUGUUGGUUUGGUUCUCUAUCCGAUUAUAGUCCAUGCAAAAGAGAGGAAAUGGGUCAGAUUUGAGACCGAACCCGUGCUGCCAUCACAUAUUGGGGGUCCAACAGGUCAGUCCGAUGGGUCGAAAGUAGGAAAGGAAGUGGUGGAUGAGGCCGCCAUCGGGCUUCUCUCAGACUCGCCUCAAUCUGAGUUGGGACAACAAAUGUCGGAUAUUUCAUCAGAAAUCUUGAAGUUGGAGUAGGAGGUGAGGGGCCUAGUUGUUCUUAUGUCUGAACACAGAGACGACUUAAGUCGUACAUUGUCUGUUUGUAGAGAAUGAUCUUGUUUUUGUCAGAUGGUCAAUUGGAUGCAGUAUGUAAAAUCAAUUCCCCCAUAAAUGAUCCUAUGACUGAUAGAAAGAUGAAUUUUAAUCUUUUUUUUUUUUUGGAAGCAAUUGAAUAAAAUGGGGGGAAAUACUCUUUGAUCAUA
This is a messenger RNA of Punica granatum (pomegranate), 2236 nucleotides long. The record is from RefSeq and is a predicted model, not a curated record. NCBI's taxonomy places the organism in Eukaryota, Viridiplantae, Streptophyta, Magnoliopsida, Myrtales, Lythraceae.